Lactuca virosa is the source of this 264-nucleotide messenger RNA. NCBI's taxonomy places the organism in Eukaryota, Viridiplantae, Streptophyta, Magnoliopsida, Asterales, Asteraceae. The record is from the annotation of a GenBank genome assembly.
AUGCCGUGCCUAAAUCUGUCAACCAACGUCAACUUGGACGCCAUUGACACGUCCUCCAUCCUCUCCGAAGCAACCUCCGCCGUCGCCAAGCUCAUCGGAAAACCAGAAGCUUAUGUGAUGAUUGUGUUGAAGGGUUCUAUACCCAUAGCUUUUGGAGUUGCAGAAAUUCUUGAGUCAAAAUUGUCUAUUCCCAAGUCAAGAUUCUUCCUCAAAUUCUACGAUUCAAAGGGUUCUUUCUUUGGAUGGAACGGGUCUACCUUCUAA